Messenger RNA from Solea solea (common sole), 3044 nucleotides. RefSeq names its product zinc finger protein 346 (gene znf346). Gene Ontology annotation, molecular function: zinc ion binding; nucleic acid binding. The transcript has 7 exons. Bases 317 to 1357 code for a protein of 346 amino acids. NCBI's taxonomy places the organism in Eukaryota, Metazoa, Chordata, Actinopteri, Pleuronectiformes, Soleidae. The record is from RefSeq and is a predicted model, not a curated record.
GUGCAAUUAUGGGACUUUUAAUUUGAAAUUUCUCUAAAACGGUACUCAUUUAAAAUGUCUCAUUUACAGAGUGGUAGUAAUCAAAGAUGUCCUGAACAAAUCCUAGUCAGAACUUUACAGUAAAAAUGUCUUGAGAUCCAACUUUUCUAUUAAACUGCAAGAAGUGCAGCGUUAACAACAGCAGGUGGCGGUAAUGCAAUUAAACAGAUAUGAACGUCCGGUUUGAAAAUCCAAAGAAGAAGAACCACGCAGGAAGCGCUUUGCCUCUGCUGCGCAUGCGUGAUAGGACGUCUGUGUUUUGUGAGCAGUCGAAAUUAUGGCCGUAGUGAUGCAGACGGAGGACUUUCCUUACCUACCCACUGGUCCGGCGGAAGUAAAUAAGAUGAUAAAGGAGCACGGCGACCUGUUUUCUGACUCCCAGUGUAAAGUCUGCAAUGCUGUCCUCAUUUCUGAGUCUCAGAAGUUAACGCAUUAUCAGAGCAAGAAACAUGCUAACAAAAUGCGGCGAUACAUCUCCAUGCAAAAUGAGGAGCCGGCUGUAAAAAAGUUAAAGCCAUCACCUGCGAGUGAUUGUAAUAAUGGAGACAGUGAUCGGACUAAGGUGUGUCCUCUGUGUAACAUGACGUUCUCCUCUCCCGUGAUCGCCGAGUCUCACUACCAAGGCAAAGUACACGCCAAGAAACUGAAGCUGAUGAUGGUCGGCCUCCAGGACCCAGCAGCCUCUCAAAAAGCAGCAGCAGCGGCAGCAGCAGCAGCAGCAGCAGCAGCAGCGGUGGCCGCAGCUCAGCCAAAGAAGAAACCCGCGGAUGACGUCAGCGAUGUGGCGGGCGGCUGUAACAAAAACAACAACAACAACCCGGACCGUUUCUGCUCCACCUGCCAGGCCUCCUUCAACAACCCACUCAUGGCGCAGCAGCACUACGAGGGCAAGAAGCAUAGAAAACGCAUGACCAAGCUCAAACUGAUGGAGACGUACGGUCCGUCCACAGCGCCAGCUUCCACACAACAAGGCUACCAGUGUACUGUCUGUAAGAUUGAACUUAACUCUGUGGAGCAGUACCAGUCUCACAUCACUGGUGCAAAACAUAAGAACCAAAUGAAGAAAUUAGGCAAAAACUCCGCUGAGAACCAAGAAAGUGCAGAACAAUCGCACGGCGGCGGCGGCAGCGGCGACGACAACAAGUUCCCCAGUGGAGACGAGGAGUACGCCGCAGCAGAAGACCAGUACGCUCCCACAAACGAGCCGUUUGCCCCCGAGGAUUACCAGUAUGGAGCCGGAGAGGAGGCGUACGCAGCCGGAGACAACCAGUACACGCCCGAGGACAAGCAGUACUCAGAGGAGUACCAGUACACUUGAGGCUGGAGUGGGAGGGACAUUUUCUGUCAGGACUUGGAAUAAUAACACACAGCCACCAGCCCCUUUAACUCCAUCAUUAACAAACCAUCGACCUCCAUGAACCAUGAACCUUCCACCUCCCGUCAGUCAGUCAGUCUCUUGUAGGUUUCGUGCAAACCAGGUACAUAAACUAAACCAGAGUUCACAGACCCUGAAGAACGUUGUUGUUUGUUGUUUUUACUUGCAAUGAUGACGCAGCUCCUUCUGCAGCCACAGUGAAGAAUGUGUGCGAUGGUUUAAACGGUCUGCUCCGUUUGACGUUUGCUUUUUAUCGUGCGAAUGUUCCAGAACGACGACGAGCGUCUGAAUCCACUCAUUAAAAGUGAAUUUAACGUUUGUUUUACAGCAUCAGUUCAGACUUCACUGAUAUCAGAAAGUAGUCAGAAAUGAACGUUCAAUCACGAAAACUCAAUUUUCUGCUCAGAAAUGCAAGUAAAUGAAUAUCAUUUGACAUUUAAAAAAAGAAAAGCUUCUUUAAUAGUUUAAAUUUUAGAUUUUUUAUUAUAAUUAUUGAAUUGUUUGUUCUGUAUUUCAUUAGAUCUCUAUAAAGUAAAGUUUGAGUGUUGGCACUAAAACUGUGUCACUCUCACAAACCUCUGAAUCUUUAAUAAUUCAGUCAUUGUGAGUCGUUUCCUCGCUACUGUACGGCGUUAUUAUUAUGAUAUUUAAAUCGAUAUUUUAUGAACCCAAUACUCUGAACAAACUAUUUGAGGAUCAGACUCAUCGAUGCUUGUUUCCAGCUUAAAUAUAAAGUUACAUUUCUGCACACGUUCAUUUACGGGCGAUGAAAUGAAAGGAUGAUUGUACUUGAUGUGAUUCCAUCGUCCUGGAGGUGACGUGACCUCUGACCUGUACAGGAAGUGGAUUUAAAGCUCGACAAGAGACUAAACGAUGCUUGUCUUUGCUCUGUAACUGCUCUCUCUCCCCCUCUCUCCCCCUCUCCAACCCCCCCCCCCCCCCUCAUCACAUUUGUACGAGUGAUGUCAGAUUUAGGAAGUGAUGUCAAUAACAAACGUUUAUAAACCAGUUUAAAAGGAAGAUCGACUUUUUAAUAUUGAAUGUCUUCAACUCUCCUGAUGAUGAAAAACGUUUUGUUUGUUUGGAAAGUUAUUUAUAUAAAGAGGGCUGAUGUGUGUGUGUGUAUAUAUAUAUAUAUAUAUACACACACAUACAUAUAUAUACAUACAUGUAUGUGUAUAUACAUAUACUGUAUAGUUCAUGGUGUAUAAAAGUGUUUUCAUCUUUGUUCUUUGUGUAAGGUGUUGUGAUUCAAAUCUUACUUUUCAAUAUGUUACAGAGAACAGAGAGCGGGGGGGAAAUGCAGUGACGACUUACGUUAAGUGAAAAAUGUUUGUUUGUUUGUUUGUUUGUUUUUUUAAAGGCUGCUCUUUCAGUGUGAGAAUGAAGACUCUUUGUGGCUUUUGUUGUCGUUGUUGCAGAUGAACGGUUUUCAUUUGAUCAACGAGCAUCACAUGACGAGUAAAACUCAUCGUUCCACAGAAAUAAUCCAACAUUUGUAGACGUUGAAGGACUUAAAGGGCCACUUCACCCAAAAAAUAUACAACUAUACAGUGUCUCAGAUCACAGUGGAUCUGAGACACAGGAAGUUGCGAUUGAGAAAAUGUGAAAAUAAAAGCCCUGCACUGUU